AUCGCACCAACCCACCUCCGCCGCCCUAGCAUUUCCCCUCCCCGUCGUCUCCAUCCCCGGGUCAAACCAAAUCGAGCUCACCUCUCCAUUUCCGCCUCCUCGGCCGCCGCCACCCACGAGAGAGCCUCGACCCCACCCGCAGCCAUGUGGCGUCGCCUUCAAACCCUAGCCCCCGCGCUGCGGCGGGCCGCCGCCGCCGCCGCCGCCGCCCCUGCGGCACCCGCCUCCUCUGCUGCCCGCACCGCCCCGCUCUCCUCGGCCGCGGCUGCCUUCCGCCGCACAAGCCCGCUACUCUCAGGAGACAAGCCGGCGACGGUGGAGGACGUCAUGCCCAUCGCCACGGGGCUUGAGCGCGAGGAGCUCGAGGCUGAGCUACAGGGUAAGAAGCGGUUCGACAUGGAUCCUCCCGUCGGUCCCUUCGGUACCAAGGAGGAACCAGCUGUCAUCGAGUCUUACUAUAACAAGAGGAUAGUUGGUUGCCCUGGUGGUGAAGGAGAGGAUGAACAUGACGUUGUAUGGUUCUGGUUGGAAAAAGAUAAGCCGCAUGAGUGUCCAGUCUGCUCGCAAUAUUUUGUGCUUAAGGUCAUUGGUGAUGGUGGAGAUCCAGAUGGGCAUGAUGAUGACGAUAACACACAUCACUAAGGAUGCCUUGUGGUUCUGAAAAUAAGAAUUUGAUGAGGCAGACAAUUUUACUUGCACUUUUUUAGCACAAGGGUACCAGACUGCUCUACAUCGUCCUUGUUUUUAUAAAUAUACAUUUGGCCAUCAAGCAGGUGGUAGUUUUCGCCUAGGGAUUUUUUGUCCAAACAAAUAACUUUUCCAGAGUUGACCUGUGCAUUUCUUUCAGAGCAUCAUCGAAAAAAAGAUGACUGUUGGAUUGUUUUCUGUUGUUGCCUAAUGGGCCAUCGGAUGUGAUGGACAUGUAAUACAGUCAUGCAACACACUUAUUUCUCUGCUUAGUGUGGCGGGCAGUUUUCCAACAGCCUUUCUUUCAGAGCAUCAUCGAAUAAAAGAUGACUGUGUUAGAUCUUC
This is a messenger RNA of Phragmites australis (common reed), 1032 nucleotides long. Its product is annotated as putative cytochrome c oxidase subunit 5b-like. Gene Ontology annotation, cellular component: mitochondrial envelope. Bases 145 to 642 code for a protein of 165 amino acids. The record is from RefSeq and is a predicted model, not a curated record. Gene Ontology annotation, biological process: mitochondrial electron transport, cytochrome c to oxygen. NCBI's taxonomy places the organism in Eukaryota, Viridiplantae, Streptophyta, Magnoliopsida, Poales, Poaceae. The transcript is spliced from 6 exons.